This is a messenger RNA of Saccharomyces paradoxus, 1497 nucleotides long. It is a transcript of the gene PAL1, whose product is annotated as Pal1p. Gene Ontology annotation, cellular component: cytoplasm. Bases 1 to 1497 code for a protein of 498 amino acids. The transcript has a single exon. The record is from RefSeq and is a predicted model, not a curated record. NCBI's taxonomy places the organism in Eukaryota, Fungi, Ascomycota, Saccharomycetes, Saccharomycetales, Saccharomycetaceae.
AUGGAGAAUAGAAACAGCAGUGCCUCUAGUAGGCCAUUUUCUGUCAAUAACCCGUUUAGAAACGCCACAAUUGAUUCAAGUAUUAACCAAUAUAAAAAUGACUCCCAGUUUCAGGAGUGGGCAAGAAACCAAUCUCGUACCAAUUCAUUUGAUAAGCCACAAUUAAACGCAAGAACAUCAUCACAACUAUCUUUUCCAAACAUUCCCGAGGACGGACUGCAGCGAAAUGCAGAUCAGCAGGGUGUUUUUUAUUCUGGUUUAGAGAGCUUUAGUAGUGGUAGUCUGUCACCUCCUUCGAGACCUCUUUCCUCAAAGAAUCCUUUCCUGGACGAUGAGAGUCCAACAAACGAUUUUCGGAGAUCUCCUCCACUUCCUUCAAAUAAUAAAAGAUAUCCGACCGCUACAGAAGAAAAAGAACAAUUAAGGCAAAAAUAUUUGGAAGAAAGUGACGUAAGUUCAACAAGUAGUACACAAGAAGGUAGAGACCUUCCACCCUCAUACGAAGAGAUCACUUCAACCAAUGGAUCAAGGCGCGCAUAUCCGAAGGAAAAAGGUUCUCGCUCUUCUUCUCACCGUGAACAUAGCAACAGUGGAUCAUAUAUUCCUCGCAGAUCUUCAUCGCACCAUCACCGUGAAGCUUCCUCGUCUUCAACUCCUUCUAAGAAAGGGAAGAGAAAGAGUAAAGUUAUUGUUCCUAAAAACGUCGAUACUAUCGAUAAGUUAGAUGUAACUGGAUUGUUCGGGGGAUCAUUUCAUCACGACGGUCCAUUCGAUGCAGUAACACCUCAUAGGAAUAAAAAUAACAAAGCCGCACCUGUUUUAGCUUUUCCGGUUGAUGGUCCAAACAGUACCAUCGGUGGAGCUUCAACCAAGAAGUCUGCCUUGGAUGAGGUUUUUGGGAGAGAUGAUAUAGAUGAUUCUGAUAUAUAUCAGUACAGUUCGCAGACUCUAAGGAGAGGUGGCGAUACGCAAGACGCAAUAAAAGCAAACGUUGGUAACAUUCAACAAAUGGAUGCCAAAAAUAAGACAGAGUUGGUUCAUGGGCCUGUUACUGCGGGACUAGGUUCCAGCACGUUUUUAGAUGGGGCACCCGCCUCCUCAGCGGCCAUUAGAAGCGACAUAAAAGCGCAUUCCUAUCAUAAUCGUAACGGUGGUAUACAAAGAAAUAAGUCACUUUCUCAACGAUUAGGCCUUGGAGGAUCCAGUGAUAGCAAUGCCCCCAUGACAGGUGUUAGAAGAAACUUGAGUUUAAGCAGAGACAACUAUGAUGUCGGUCACAGUAACGAAGGUGUCAGAAGGUCAAAAACCGUCAACUCUUCUAACAGGACGCAUAAGUCCACUUAUACUAGUGACUUCAACGAUCAGAAUGAUGACAAUAAGGAUGAGGAAGAUGUUUAUCUGGGUGUGCGCUACAAUGAGUCCAAUAUGAAAAAGAAAUCGACAGGUAGCAAAUUACUUAACAGAGUUAAAAGUCUAAAGGUCGGAAGGAAAAGUUAG